CAGUCCUGCUGUCCAGAGAGUAUGACCACCACCACCACCACCACCGCCCAUAAGCAGCCAUCCUCUACUUCACCAUCUAGGAGCCAGCUCCAGAUCCAGCUCCAGCUGAGAGGCUGCUGCCCCAAGAGCCAGGGCAGAAACCAGGGAGGAAACCUGAGCAAGACAGGGAGGAGAACCAGAGGAGAGAGCUAUAGGGGGGGAUAGAGGUCCUGAUAACUCCAGGGGGACUGUGACCGUCCCCAAGCCGUUCAGGAUGAUGAUGAGGGAGGAGGAGAAGAAGAGGAGGAAGGUCAGGACGCGUUCGGAGGUGGAGCUGGAGAACUUGCUGCUGCGCCGGGAGCUGGACGAGCUGAGGGAGUGCGGCAUGAAGUUCAGGGCCUCGCCGGCGCCCGCCCACACUCGCCUGCCGCUCUACGAUGUCAUCAGCUGCCGCCUCAGCCAGCGACCCGGUUACAAUCCCGGUAACCACGGAGUUAACUUUAGUAAUUAUCGGUAUGUCUCGGUCAGCGGUGGCAACCAACGGGCCUCCUCCUGCUCACCCCAGAGACCGUUCAGCUUCCUGGAGAGAGAGAGGAGGAAGAGGGAGCAGAGGAUUGAAGUGGAACUGGAGAACCUGGUGGCCAAAGAGAGGAGGGCAUUCAAGGCCAGGCCGGUGCCCAGGUCUGUGUACUACAGCCACAGCGCCACCCACAGGCAGCAGAGCAAAGUGCAACAGCAGCUGACGAGUCAGAAGAUGAAACUGAAGAAUAUGACCCACCAACACAGCACGCAAUCUACACCAGGCUUGCGGGCCGAGGGUCCAGGAGAGAAGAGGGGGGACACAGAGGGGGGAGAGGACCAGGGCCUAAUGCUUGUGGAGAAAGAGAAGAGUUUUCGCCUAAAAAAGGAGGGACUCCCGUCCUACAACAGCAAUAGCUACUGGAGGUCUCAGAGCCGGAGCAGGCGUCCGUCAAUCAAGAUGGGGACGGGGGGACCUAGGAAGCAGCUUGAGCUCCAGAUUGACAUGGCGUCGGAGAGGAGGAAGGGGAAGGAGAGAGAGAGGGAGUUGUCUUACAUCGACCCACUCUGCACCCCUGGCAGCCCCUACCUCUGUUCGUCUCUCGUCAGUCAGGAGGACCUCCCUAUCCCAGCCAGCAAAACAGACUACAUCAGCGUGUGUAAAAGCCGUGAUCAAGUCGUCGAAAGUGUUCUGUAAAGGGUUCAUUCAUUUUGGUCAAAGUCAAGACCUGUAUCAAGUGUUCUGUAAAGGGUUCAUUCAUUUUGGUCAAAGUUAAGACCUGUAUCAUCUACCACUAAACAUGUUAACUCCUGUCUCUCUGUGGAAUAAGUCAAGUGGUAUAAAUGCCUUCAGAAAGCAUUUAUACCACUUGACUUAUUCCACAUUUUGUUGUGUAACAUCCUGGAUUAAAUAUUUUUUUCCCCACCCAUCUACACACAAUACCCCAUAAUGACAAAGUGGAAACAUGUUUUUAGAAAUAUUUGCACAUUUAUUGAAAAUGAAAUAUCUAAUCUAAUUUGUAAAAUAAAAACUAAAAAACGAAUUCCACUUUGACAUGAUGAGAUAUUGUGUGUAGGUCAGUGACAAAUCUCAAUUGAAUCUAUUUUAAAUUCAGGCUGUAACACAAAAUGUGGAAAAACGUAAAGGGGUGCGAAUACCUUCUGAAGGCUCUGUCUCUAUUAAUGUAACAGAGUUGAGUUAAUACAUGACAGAUCAUUAUGUGACAGUGGUUUCAUACAUAAACUAGAUGUUUUGGAGAUAUGAGACUGUAUUUGUGUGUUAUAAUAAUGGUACUAAUCAUGUUUCGAUAAACUGUCUUGAAUUUCCAUUUUUGAAUGAAGCCCUUGUUUUGAUUGUGGCAAUGUCUUUUUCCACUAUUCUCAGGUGUAUGACAAUGCAUCCACGAGAAAACAAACCAUUCUAAAACACACAAAAGUAGUCUGUCUGUUGUGGAAAGUAAAACGAAUCAAUUUAGGGUAACAUUGGCACAUAUUGUAAGGCUAUCUCCCUAAUUCGACACCAAAUGAAGUUGUCGAGUAAUGUGACAUACACCAGACAUUAAAUUGGGAUGUAUGAUAUAUAUAUUGGUAUCUCUAUAAUGGCAAAAUGACUGAGUCCUGCCCAAUUCUAUCAUAAAAGUGACCAUGUAGGAAGCAGUAUUUAGCUCUAUCAAUAAAGAUUUCACAAUGAUGAUGAUGAUCAUUAAUAGUAACUUUAAUAAAGCCCAACUGGGGUUGCAAAAUUCUGAUAGCUUUCCCAAAACUCACAGCUAUUCUGGAAAUCCUGGAUAAAGGAUUCUGGAUUUCAUGCUUAAUCCCUUCUGAUUCUGUGAAUAUUUCAACCAGGAUUUCUGAAAAACCUGUGAAUUUUGCUAACCUUAGCCCAACACUAGGUUGGUCAGCGAGCUAAGGAAAACAGUUUAAUGUAGUAGUUGUAGUAAAUGGUUUUAGCCAGGUAACAUUUCAUUGAUCAUGUCCUUAGAAGCAGACCUGCAACUGGAAAGUCACUGUUUUCAAUCCCAAGUCUGAAUGGAACAAUUCUGGUAGGCUUUUGGGUAUCCUCCUGCUGUUGUGUCCUUGAGCAAGACACAGAACCACUAAACUGCUCCAGGGACGCUUCAGUAACUGUCUGUUUCUCAGGGGUUGAAAAACAAGUUUAAAAAAGGGGCCAUUUUAUGUUGUUUCUGUCUGUAGAAAGAUUGUAUUCAAUAUUUAAAUAAUAAAAUGUUUGAUUCUUCCAUUC
This is a messenger RNA of Salmo salar (Atlantic salmon), 2740 nucleotides long. The record is from RefSeq and is a predicted model, not a curated record. Lineage: Eukaryota; Metazoa; Chordata; Actinopteri; Salmoniformes; Salmonidae.